UGCGACGCCACGCAGGUGAAAGUCAUGGGUCCCAUCUGGUACACGCACUGGGGUGAAAUCACCGACGGCGUUGACAUGCGUGGCGAGGUCGGCGACCUCACGCGCAACGUCCAAUUCCACGGCCAAAUGGAGGAUGCCUGCUACGGAAGCAACUUGUGCGACAGCUUCGACUACGAUACGUUUGGCGGUCAGAUUAAGAUGCUCGUUGGCUUCAAUAGCGCUAGGAUUGAAAACGCCGAGUUCUACCACAUGGGGCAGCAAUCAGUGAUCGGAUCAUAUCCCAUCCACUUCCACAUGUGCCUGGACACGUCCCAGAAAGACGUGUAUAUCCGCGGCAAUGCCAUCCACAACACGUUCUCGCGCUGCCUCACCAUCCACGGCACGCACAACGUCACCGCCGAGAACAACGUGGCGUUCGACCACCUGGGUCACUGCUUCUUCCUUGAGGACGGUGGCGAGCAGGACAACAGACUGAUAGGCAACCUCGGCAUGGGCACCAAAGUGGGCACUCUGCUGCCAACCGACGCCCUCAACAAGGUCAGCACGUUCUGGGUGACUAAUCCCGACAACGAAGUCAUCAACAACGUCGCGGCCGGCUCCGAAGGCAUGGGCAUCUGGAUCUUGAUGCCGGAUCUGCCCACAGGUCCUUCUGCCAACGUAGAUAUGGGUCUUGUGGAAAAGCAGGCAUCGCGAACACUUGUCAAGGCCUUCCAAGGUAACGUGGCACACUCUAACAGGCGCUUUGGUUUCCGUCUGGACGAUGUGCUCCUCCCUGACGGAACGGUUCAGCCGGUCAGCUACUUCCCGCGCGUGGAUCCGACCGACCCGAGGAGCGACAUGGCGUUCCUCCACCUUGACGAUUUUGUGGCCUACAAGAACACCGAGAGUGUCUGGAUCAAGUCUAUGCACACGCUGGCUACAAACUUCCGCAUUGCCGAGAGUGGUAUCGGUCUCAUCUUUGCGUCGGCCGGGCCGGCCAACCCCAACGAGCAUAACGAGAUGCUGUCUGGGGCCCGUAUCGUCGGCGACACAGCCAACAAGGGCGAGCCGGCGGGCGCCGUCCGACUACCCUCCGGACAGGUCAUCCAGGUGGACCGCUCGUUACCUCGUUCCAGACCCGCGCAGCACGCGCAAAUUGGCGUCGCCUUCUACCGCGGACCCGUGCAUGUCGUGGACACGUCGUUUGCCGGCUUCCAGACUAACGCGCUGCGGCCGGCCGGCGCCAUCGGCAAGAAGCUCAGCAACCCGUACUUUUCUUCGCCCAUUGCCAGCGUGCGCAACGCCACGUUUGACUUCGCCGACCCGGCCGGUGGCAGCCGCUUCUACGACGGUGACGGCACCGUAACGGGCUACAAGGAGCGCGACGGCAACCGGCACAACGUCGUGCUCGACUGGGACGGCUCGCUUACCACUUACCCUCGCGCCAGCCUGGUGCGGCCCAUCCCACUGUUGAUGAACGCGCGCUGUGUGCUCCUGCCCAACUGGGGGCCGGGCGUCGGGCUCUGUCCGGACCGCUUCAACCGCGUGCAGCUCAGCAUCGCCGGUAACAUCCCCACAUUCAUGACGCGCAACGACCUGCAGGCCGCCGAGAUGGAGACGGCGCUGGCCGAGCGGCAGGUCAGCUACUCACUCAACUCGGCCGAGUCGUACAUCAUGCACUUUAACACAACCGUGCCGGCCCGUUUCGGGUUCAACAUGUUCGGUGUGCAGCAAGGUCUGGCACAGCUCGUCGGCGUCUGCGUGGGUGCCAACCAGGAGCCGGACGUAAAACCACGAAUGCAAUACACCUUCGUCAACGACAUCCAAGAGGUAUUAACCGACGAGAGCAACAGCAAGUACUUUUACGACCCGGCCAUCGGAGUGGUGGUCUUCAGGUUUACCAGCCAGACUCCGCGCACCGACACGACCACAUCCCACUGUCCGGGCGACCUGGACGAGGACGGCAACGGCAUUUGCACUACGCGCGUCGUCAUCGAGCUGCCGGCGGAGCACGAGGACGGCGACUGUCGCUCCCGGGCCUACGCUGACAAGGCCUCGGCGGUCUACGCCACCGAGCCCGUGUCGGCCGAGGGCGCGCUCGCUGUGCCCGUCUUCGCUUAGCGUAGCGAUCGGUCGGAAGACAGCAGAAGACGGCUGGUAGCCGGUGACGCCGCCCCUCUAGUGUCCAACAACGCAGGGCACAACUAUGCGGCAAUGGCAGGGAAUGCACGACCUGUGUAUGCUGAGUGUCGACGAAAGGCUGGGAUCAAUUUAUGGGAAAACGACCUAUCAGGUGGAGGCGAUUUGGCAUCGUGUGAUCAUCGGGGGAAGUUAAAAUACGUCCAAAAAUACAUUCUUCUUUCAGAG
Pollicipes pollicipes is the source of this 2346-nucleotide messenger RNA. Its product is annotated as cell surface hyaluronidase. NCBI's taxonomy places the organism in Eukaryota, Metazoa, Arthropoda, Thecostraca, Pollicipedomorpha, Pollicipedidae. Bases 25 to 2100 code for a protein of 691 amino acids. The transcript has 2 exons. The record is from RefSeq and is a predicted model, not a curated record.